UUACCAGGUUUUGGCUUCGACCCGACAGCCGGGCGGUCCUUUCAGUCGGGGGCCGCCGUGGCCCGAGGGUCAUAAUGCAUUUAUGGCGCGUUGAUAAAGGUGAUUGGCAGCUGCUGUGAUUCCAGGACAGCCUUAUCUCCGCGGCGGAGGCGAAGCUCCUCUCAGAGCUCUUCUCUGCCGUGGACCAUGGCGUUGAACGGAGCGCUCGUCCCGGCUCUCGUCCUGCUGGUGGCGUUCGGAUCCUCCGGGGCCAAAGUGGAGGAGGAGAACCCGGAGUUCUGGAGGUCACGGGCCCAGAGGACGCUGCAGUCGGCGCUGGACAGGAAGCUCAACACCAACGUGGCCAAGAACAUCCUGUUCUUCCUGGGAGACGGUAUGGGAAUCACAACCAUCACGGCGGCCCGUAUCCUCAAGGGACAACUGGAGAACAAGACGGGGGAGGAGACGGUGAUGACCAUGGACACCUUCCCCAAUGUGGGACUGGCUAAGACCUACAGCGUGGACUUCCAGAUCGCAGACAGUGCGGCCACGGCCACGGCGUACCUGUGCGGAGUGAAAACCAACCUGAACACAAUCGGCGUCAGCGCGGCGGCUCGCAACGGAGUCUGCAAGACGCAGAAGGGCAACGAGGUCACGUCCAUCCUCAAGUGGGCCAAAGACGCCGGCAAGUCUGUCGGCAUUGUGACAACCACGAGGGUGCAGCACGCCACCCCGGCCACCAGCUACGCCCACAGCGCCAGCAGGAAGUGGUACAGCGACGCCGACAUGCCCGCCGCCGCCAAGCGGGACGGCUGCACCGACAUCUCCUCGCAGCUCCUCAAAAACACCGACGUAGACGUGAUCAUCGGCGGCGGUAGAAAGUACAUGACCCCCUGGGGUGUAAAGGACCCAGAGUACCCUAAGGACUACGCCUCCAGGGGCAAAAGAAGAGACGGGCGCAACCUCAUCGAUGAGUGGCAGAGCCUGAAGACCGGAAAGGUAGCCCACUACGUGUGGAACAGAACAGACUUCAACGCCGUCGACCCUGAAACAACAGACUACCUCAUGGCUCUGUUUGAACCGGGUGAUUUACGCUUCGAGGCGGAACGAGACCCGAACAUGGACCCGUCCAUCGCGGAGACCACGGAAAAGGCCAUCCGCAUCCUCCAGAAGAACCCCAAGGGCUUCUUCCUGCUGGUGGAGGGCGGGCGCAUCGACCAGGCUCACCACGCGGGCCGGGCCUCCAUGGCGCUCCACGAGACGGUCGCCUUCGACCACGCCAUCGCCAAGGGCCUCGAGCUCACCGCGGAGCACGACACUCUCACCGUGGUGAUGGCCGACCACUCGCACCCCGUCACCUUCAACGGGUACCCGUUCCGAGGGCAGAGCAUUCUGGGUAAAUCCCCGCUGUGGGCCACCGACGUGCUGCCUUACACCACGCUGAUGUACGGCAACGGGCCGGGACACAAAAUCACCAACGGCACGCGUCCGGACAUCCGCAACGUCAACACACAGGCGAAGGACUACGUCCAGCUGGCCGCCGUCCCCACCAAGUCGGCCACCCACAGCGGGGAGGACGUGGCGGUGCUGGCCCGCGGGCCCAUGGCCCACCUCUUCCAGGGCGUCAACGAGCAGAGCUACGUCGCCCACGCCAUGGCCUACGCCGCCUGCGUGGGCGCCGACGUCAGGCACUGCCGGGGGCUCCCCGAGGACCCCGCGGUCCAGAGCACCGUCGCCGUGGGGGGAGGGGCCGCGGCGGUGGGCGGUGGCGCCCUGGCCGUUCUGCUCGGUGCGCUGCUGGCCCUCGAGGCGCCGGUGUGAGGUCCGGUUGGCCAGGUGGACCCUGACGAUCCGGUUCCGGUCGGAGGUCAGAGGUCACGGAGGGGCAGGCGGAGUUGGGAUAUAUAAAGACAUGUUAUUACAAAUGAGUUGUUUAAGUUCCGCUGUCAAUCAAUGGCGUUUUACUUAUUGAAUCCCUGUAUCAGACCGGAGGAGCCGCCCUAAAGCUUCUUUAUAAACUCCAUUCAUACAAACAUUGUAGAUAUAAAGGUUUCUUCGUACAACAUACAAACAAAUUAAAUCUUUUUAUUCCGAUCUGCGUUCGUCGUCAUCCUUGGAAAACGUCCGAAAAUAGAAAGGAAAAAACUGCUGCUUUCAUCUUUGAAGCAAAGUGUUUUUCCAACUUUUCUGAUGGACUCAACGGUUCACUGUCGUUCAGGUUUAUUUAUUUAUUUAUUUAUUUAUCUCUGCACUAUAAUCGAAGGAGCUGCAACCAGGAGUUCUGGUGACUCAUGUCGGCAAAAUAUAGUUCCAGUUCGUAACAUCAAAUUGAGACAUAUUUCUGUGGACAUGAAACAAAGUAGAAGGAGAGACGUAACGGUUCAGUCAGAGGGCUUCGGAUUCUCCUUCGUUUUUCUCCUGAGAGCCAGUUUGUGUAACUGCUUCCUGUCCUCGUGCUAAGCUAAGCUCCUGUUAGCUUUAUAUUUAGUGUUCACACGAGAGCAGAAGAAAAACCCAAUGAGAAUCCAGCCUGUAAAAAGCCCAUUGAUUCAAAUGAGUGUAA
Gasterosteus aculeatus aculeatus (three-spined stickleback) is the source of this 2542-nucleotide messenger RNA. RefSeq names its product alkaline phosphatase 3 (gene alp3). Gene Ontology annotation, molecular function: alkaline phosphatase activity. The record is from RefSeq and is a predicted model, not a curated record. Gene Ontology annotation, biological process: dephosphorylation. Lineage: Eukaryota; Metazoa; Chordata; Actinopteri; Perciformes; Gasterosteidae. Gene Ontology annotation, cellular component: plasma membrane.